Messenger RNA from Equus caballus (horse), 2751 nucleotides. RefSeq names its product zinc finger protein 77. Gene Ontology annotation, biological process: negative regulation of transcription by RNA polymerase II. Gene Ontology annotation, molecular function: DNA-binding transcription repressor activity, RNA polymerase II-specific. The record is from RefSeq and is a predicted model, not a curated record. NCBI's taxonomy places the organism in Eukaryota, Metazoa, Chordata, Mammalia, Perissodactyla, Equidae.
AGACACGGGGGCGGCGGAGCUCGUGUCUUCCUGGUUGUCGCUCUCCUCCAGUCGCAUCAGCGCGCGCACCGGCCCCGCGUGGCCUCAGGUGUCCAGUCCCGUCGCUGUCACCUGCCGGGGCCGCGGGGCCGCGCGGAGGACGCCCGGAGGGUCCGGAGCGGGCGGAGAUGGACUCGCUGGUCUUUGAGGACGUGGCUGUGAACUUCACCCCGGAGGAGUGGGCUCUGCUGGAUGGUGCUCAGAGGAAGCUCUACAGAGACGUGAUGCUGGAGACCUGCAGGAACCUGGCCUCCGUGGAUUGUUGCACUCAAGUUAGAACCAGUGGAUUGAGACUUCAGCCACAUAUAUUGGAAAAUAAAACAGCCAACGAAGAGAAAAUAGUAAGGUUCAUAAGAUGUGAGUGCCGGUCUGCUUCUGGACAAAACUGGACAUUCCACAACGUUGGAGAUCAGCACCCAGCCCAGGAGAGGCCUGUGAGGAGCCAUUUGCUGGAGAGUCUCCAUGGAAGUAAUGAAGGUGAUGGCUGUGGAGAAACCCUGAACCAAAUUACAGACCUUCCUGUGUGUGAGAGGUAUCCAGCUGGAGUUAAACCCCGUGAAUGCACGAAGUGUGGAAAAGCCCUCACGGAUUGUUCUCUCCUUAAGAAUCGGCAACGAUCUCACACUGGGCAUAAACCUCAUCCAUGUGAGGAAUGUGGGCGGGCCUGCAGUUGUGUCUUGUGCCUCAGCACUCCUGUGGAAACAGACAUUGUAGAGAAGCCCUGUAAAGGACGUCAGGAUACUGGGAGAGCAUCUGAGAGACACGUGAAGAGUCUCCAUGGUAAAAAGCCUUUCGAGUGUAAGAAAUGUGGACAAGUUUGCACUUGCGCCUCAUCCUUACGGGAACAUGAGCAAGGUCACCGUGGAGAGAAGCUCCGUGCAUGUACAGUCUGUGGGAAAUCCUUUAAGUAUGACUCCUACCUAUUACGACAUGUGAGAACACAUGCUGGAGAGAAACCCUGUGAAUUUCCAAAUACUCAGAGAGCAUCUAUGAGAAACAUGAAGAGUCUCCGUAGUAAAAAGUCUUUUGAGUGUAAGAAAUGUGGAAAUGCUUUCACUUGUCCGUCAUCCUUGCAGGAACAUGCGAGAGGUCACUGUGGACAGAAACCCCAUGUGUGUGACAUAUGCGGGAAGUCACUUCUGUAUGACUCCUACCUUUCACGGCAUAUGAGAACACAUACUAGAGAUAGACAACACGAAUGUAAGGAAUGUGGGAAGGCUUUCAGCCGUUCCUCCUCCCUGCGAGUACAUAUGAGGACACACACUGGGGAGAGACCCUAUGAGUGUCAGCACUGUGGGAAAGCUUUUGGCCGUUCCUUCUCCCUGCAAGCACAUGUGAGAACGCACACCGGUGAGAGACCCUAUGAGUGUCAGUGCUGUGGGAAAGCCUUCAGCUUCCCCUCCUCCCUUCAAGUACAUGUGAGAACCCACACUGGGGAGAGACCCUAUGAAUGUCAGCAGUGUGGGAAAGCCUACAGUCUUCUCUGCUCCUUGCGAGUACAUGUGAGAACGCACACUGGGGAGAGACCAUAUGAGUGUCAGCACUGUGGGAAGGCCUUCAGCUGCCUCUCCUACGUUCGAGCACAUGUGAGGAUACACAGUGGGGAGAGAGCCUUUGAAUGUCAGCGGUGUGGGAAAGCCUUCAGACAUCCUGCAAACCUUCGAGUGCAUAGGAGGACACACAAUUGAGAGAGACCCUAUGAAAAUGAAGAAUGUGGGAAAGUUUACACGUAUCCCAGUAAACUGGGGAGCACACAUGAGGGCACACACUGGCAAGACACCGUAUGAAUGUCAGCACUGUCAAAAGCCUUCAAAUAUGUCACGUCUCUGCAAGUACAUGUGAGAACACACACUGGACAGAAACUCUGAACACAAAGACUGAAGGAAAGCCUUCAUUCUCCCUUGAAACCUGUUGUAAAUGCAAGCAAACACACUGGAGAGAAACCCUAAAAAUUGGAAGAAUGCGGAAAAACAUUUAGAUGUAGCACUUCACUUAUUUUCUUCAUCAAAUCUCAGGAGAAGGACGUCAGCAUCAUGGUGGAGUGAACUUUCCUGGGAAUCUCUCCCCUCCAACAUAGAAGAAAAAGGGGCAUCGAUACUGCAACAGAGGACAUCCUAACCACAUAGAAAAUGUCAGAGAGACACGGACACGUACGAUGGAGGGUGGAGAAGCUUGAGCCCCCUUUGGAGGAGCUGUAAUGGCGUAAGAGAAAUCUUCACUCCCUCCCCUAAAGACUGUGACCUGCAACCAUGGGAGGUUCUCUGAGGGAAGGAACGGGAGGAGAUGUGAAUUCACAGGGUCACCAAGGGCUGCCUAGGCUCCUUGCAGCCUAGAGGGAAGCCCUCUAAUGGGGUGAAAGCUUGCAGAGGAGGUGACCUCAUUAAGCCAACACCCCAGGAGACCAGAUAGUGAGAGCGAGAAAUCCGGAGAGCAUGGAGGAGAAAGCGUGCCUCGCCCCACCUGCACCGCCAUUCCCCUGCCUGGGAUCUAGGCUAAAGGCGGAGGGCUCGGAAUAUGCUGCUCUCGACCCCCACCCAGUGGCAAUAUGUAGUAACUGCAACCAAAUAAUCAGGGAAUGUGUCAGACCUGACCUACCUCCUCUAACAACAUCAGACACUACAUCAAAUCUAAAGACAUGGGGCCAGCCCCAUGGCCAAGUGGUUAAGUUUGUGCGCUCUGCUUUGGCAGCCCAGAGUUCCACUGGUUCAGAUC